Molecule: messenger RNA, 2447 nt
Organism: Salvia miltiorrhiza (redroot sage)
Lineage: Eukaryota; Viridiplantae; Streptophyta; Magnoliopsida; Lamiales; Lamiaceae
Product: probable L-type lectin-domain containing receptor kinase S.7
Exons: 1
Coding region: 285-2213 (642 amino acids)
Biological process (GO): protein phosphorylation
Cellular component (GO): plasma membrane
Molecular function (GO): carbohydrate binding; ATP binding; protein kinase activity
Source: RefSeq, a predicted model, not a curated record
CAACUUAUAAUCUCUUAAAAAUUACAUCUUAUAAGUUCAAAGAGCUUAUAAUAAGCUUUUAAAAUAAGCUUAGCCAAACACCCUCUUAUAAACCAAAUGCAAAACUGAUAAAAAAAAUGAAAAAAAUCAGUAAACUUUAUGUUAUAAAUUCUGUGAAAAUAAUUUGUAGGACCACAUUACUAAAACACCAUACGUGUCUUUCUCUGAUGACCAUGUAAAUACAAAAUCCACCAUAGAGUAAAAACCAACAUUCUUCUUCUUCUUCUCCUCCUCAUCUGUGAAUCAUGUUUUUCCUCAUCUUAUCAAUCAUCCUAUCCUCCACGCUCCCAAACCCAGCCCAAUCCUCGCACAAGCCCGGGCCCGAAAUCAGCCUGACAAAGCGCCUCUCCUUCCCAAAUUUCGGGCCGAACAACAUCAACCAAGACCUCACACUCUUAGGCAGCGCCGCAAUCCCAUCCGAAACGGGCUGCAUCCAAAUCCCCCAACCCAAUCUCCGAUCCUCCGCCGGGAGAGCAAUCUACUCCUCCCCCGUCCGCCUCUUCGACCCCACCUCCCGUCUCCCCGCCUCCUUCCAAACCACCUUCUCCUUCCGCAUCCAGGACCGCUCCAACGGCUCCGGCGGGCCCGGCCUGAGCUUCGUGGUCGUCCCCGACGAGUUGACCGUGGGUCGGCCCGGCCCGUGGCUCGGCAUGCUGAACGACGCAUGCGAGGACGAAUACAAAGUAUUCGCCGUCGAGUUGGACACCCGCAUGAACCCCGAGUUCGGCGACCCCAACGACAACCACGUCGGCAUCAACCUCGGCAGCAUCGUCUCCACUACGGUCAUCAACGCCUCGCGCUUCGGCGUCCGUCUCAACGACGGCACGCUCCACCGGGCCUGGAUAGCCUAUCAUGGAAGCAACAAGUCUUUAGAAAUUUCCCUCGGGCCCGACGCCGAACCCCGCCCUACUACUGGAGUUUAUUCCGCUAAUCUCGAUCUCUCACCUUAUUUGAAUGAAUACAUGUUUAUAGGAUUUUCGGGCUCAUCCGGCGAUGACUACCACACGCAAAUCCACAGCGUUUGUUCUUGGAAUUUCACUAGUGUUAGCCGGGCCCGCCUUCGUGUUCCGUCUCCCGAGAGCUGCGCGAGCAAGAUCAUGGUCGGAGAUGAUGGGAAUGUCAUUCAGAGCAAAACGCCCACCAGUUUCUACAUCUUCGUAGGCGUUGUUGUUCUUGUGCUACUGGUGAUGAUCAACUUGUUCUUCAACAGAAAAAAGGGCAACGACUCCGACUGGGAGGAGAUGGUUGGGAAGGAAAAGCAGCGGCCCGGCCCGCCCAACCGGGCCCGGAAGCUGAAUCUGAGUCAGAUAUAUUCAGCCACGAGAAGAUUAGAUGAAUCGCAAGUUUUGGGGAGGGAUAGGAAUAGUGUUACAUAUAAGGGCAUUUUGUUGAGUGGGUGCAACGUGGUGGUGAAGCGGUUUUCGAGCAUCCCAAGUGGGUCGGUUAGACGAAGAAUGAUUAAAGAAAUAAAGAGAAUUGGUAAGAUUCGGCAUCCCAACAUAGUGGGCGUGAGGGGAUGGUGCUUUGAUCAUCAAGAGACUGUAGUGGUUUACGAUUUCGUGGGCAAUGGGAGUCUGGAUACGUGGUUGUUCGGAUUCGGAGUGCUGCCGUGGACGCGGCGGUUUAAGGUUGUCAAGGAUGUGGGGCAGGCGUUGGCGUAUCUCCACUCCAAAGCCGUGGCUCACAAGAAUCUCAAGCCGAGUAGUGUGUUGAUCGACGUCAGCUUUCGGGCUAUUCUAGGAGACUUCGGGUUCGUGCUGUCGUCCGCCGAGUCGACGCGCUUCGAGUCGUCGGUGAGUCAGAAAGUGGAUGUUUUCGAGUUCGGGAUUUUGAUACUGGAAGUUGUGUCGGGGCGACGCAGGAAGUCCGGGGCGGGGGAGAUCCACUUGCUGGAUCUGGCGUGGGCCCUGCACGAGACCCACGAAGGGUGGAGCCUGGUGGACCGGAGCAUGGGGCCGGUGGUCAACCCGGAUCAAGCGGUCCGGGUUUUGGAAGUGGGGUUGAUGUGCACAUUGAAUGACAACAAGGGGAGGCCCAGCAUGGAGGAGGUGGUGGACUACUUGAAUUUUGAGAGCCCGCUGCCCGACUUGCCGCCCACCCGACCCGUUUCCUUGUUCCCCUACACCAGCACCACAGCCUUGUGUAGUGGCUACUCUUGUGCUUCAUUCAACUGACACUUUCACUCACUGUUCCACGUCACAACAACAAAAUAUACUUUUAAUUUCAAUUAUUAGUGCUUUGCCAACUUUUAUUUUUCUACACAAAUAUGUACAUUACUUGUUAAUAUAACUCUAUAGGUUGUAGGAGUGAUUUUUUUUUUUAUGAGGAUAUUUUGGUGCUAUAUGUUAAUUUUGUUAUAUUUGUAUGAGGUGGACAAUUAUAUAUAUUCCUCAUUGAGAUUGGUUCCA